ACUGAACUUACUCCCAUCUAAACUGGAAAAAAAUAAAAUAAAAUUGAAGUUCAUAAAUAAGUGAACCCCUCUGGCUACCAGAGCAUAUGCAGCUAGUUAAUUUCCAGAUCCAACUUCCAAACCCUCUGUAAUCUAGUUUGUGUGACCAAAGCCAAUGGAGGUGAAGGUGAAGCAGUUGCAAUUGCACCUCAUGUUAAUGGCUGAACUAGCAUUAGCCCUGGUAGUAGCAGUUGCAGCUGGUGAAGCCACUUCUUCAGUAGCAGCAGCAACCAAAGUACAGUCCCUGCCUGGCUGCAACUCCACUUGUGGAGAUGUCACAAAUAUUCCUUAUCCUUUUGGCAUAGGCAACUCAUCAUCAAAACCAGAUCAACCUUGUUACUUGGAGCACAAAUUCAGACUCCAUUGCAAUGAUUCUAAACUAUAUUUUGGGAACGUACCAGUUCUAGCCAUCGCCAUCGAGGGUCAAAUGGAUGUAAUGCUUGACAUCUCAUCGAAAUGCUAUAGAAAAAAUGGAAGCAAUUAUUGGAGCAACCCUUGGCUCUACACAGCAAGUUUCAGCAUUUCAAGCACGGAAAACAAGUUCCUAACCGUGGGCUGCGACAGUUAUGGCUAUCUCAACAGUGUUUACGAGGAGCACACAUAUACAACUGGGUGCUUGACAAGAUGCUAUGGCAAUAGAAUAAUGUCAAUAACCAAAAACGGAACUUGUUCAGGCUUAGGGUGUUGCCAGGUCAACAUUCCUCCGAGAAUGAGGAAUAUCACUGUAGAAGCAUCUGGCUUUCCCAAUUCAACGGAAUCGUUGGGAACCUGCACCUAUUCAUUUGUUGUUAAGCAAGGCUCGUAUAAUUUUUCUACCACUGAUUUACAAGGUUUUCCUCACACAGAAUUCCCCUUGGUUCUUGAUUGGACUGUAGGAAACAAGGGCUGCAAUGCUUCAAAGAGUGGUACCGACUACGCGUGCAAGAACAAUAGUCUUUGCGUUGAUGAGGACAUAGAUUAUGGUUACCGUUGCACAUGUAUGUCAGGUUAUGAAGGAAACCCAUACCAUCCUGAUGGCUGCAUAGAUAUUGAUGAGUGUAAGAGGCCGGGUCAUACGUGCAUAGAUGAAAAUCACUGUCGGAACAUCAAUGGGUCUUACCAAUGCUUUUGUCCUAAGGGGCAAUCAGGAGAUGGAACUGAGAAAAGAGGGUGCCACAAACAGGAAGUACUUACCAAAGUUAUAAUUGGAGCAGGUGCAGGGCUUAUUAUUCUAUUAGUGGGGAUUGCCUCCAUGUACUUACUAUACCAGAAAAGGAAACUAAUGAAGCUAAAAGAGAAAUUCUUCCGUGAGAAUGGGGGUUUCAUUUUGCAACAAAAACUCCAUGCAAGAGAAGAUUCCUCCCAAACAGCUAAAAUUUUCACAGAAGAUGAACUCAAGAAGGCCACCAACAACUAUGACGAGAGCUUAAUCAUUGGUAGAGGAGGUUAUGGCAUAGUUUUCAAGGGAAUUCUACCAGAUAAACGGAUCGUUGCAAUCAAGAAAUCCAAAAUAGUAGAUAAGAGUCAAAUCGACCAAUUCAUUAAUGAGGUGGUUGUUCUGUCCCAAAUCAUUCACAGAAAUGUGGUCAAACUCUUGGGAUGUUGUUUGGAGACUGAAGUUCCUUUACUAGUUUACGAGUAUGUCAGCAAUGGUACCCUUCAUGAUUUUAUUCACAAUGGAGGCAAGGAAGAAAAUGUAACAUGGAAAACUCGUUUAAGGAUAGCAGCAGAGGCAGCUGGAGCUCUGUCAUAUCUACACUCGGAUGCCUUUGUACCCAUUAUCCACAGAGAUGUAAAGGGUGCCAACAUUCUCUUGGAUGACACUUACAGAGCCAAAGUGUCAGAUUUUGGAGCUUCAAAAUUGGUUCCACUUGACCAAGCUGAUAUAGCCACAAUGGUGCAGGGAACUCUUGGAUACUUAGACCCAGAGUAUAUGCAAUCACAACAAUUGACAGAGAAAAGUGACGUUUAUAGCUUUGGGGUAGUGCUUGUAGAGCUGCUAACAGGGGAGAAACCUAUUUCUUUUGACAGGCCAGAAGAGAAAAGAAGCCUAGCUAUGCAUUUUCUAUCUUGCUUGAAAGAGGACCGCAUGUUUGAUGUUGUUCAAGCUGGAAUCAUGAAUGAGGAAAAUAAGCAAGAGAUAAAGGAGGUUGCUGUUCUUGCAGCAAAGUGUUUGAGACUUAGAGGCGAGGAAAGACCAAGCAUGAAGGAAGUGGCUAUAGAGUUGGAGGGAUUAAGGCUAAUGGAGAAGCACCCCUGGACAAGUAGAGAACAAGAUUUGGAGGAGACUCGAUACUUGCUUCACGAGGAAGCUUCAAACAUUUAUUAUGAAUGCGGUGAUAACAGCAGCCUUCAGAAUACCGGGUAUGAUACCAGUAGGGAUCAUGUGCCGCUGGUUGCCUUGCAUGGUGGAAGAUGAUUAUGCCAUGGCAUUGCCUUU
This is a messenger RNA of Lotus japonicus, 2458 nucleotides long. RefSeq names its product putative wall-associated receptor kinase-like 16. The coding region runs from base 155 to 2437 and encodes 760 amino acids. Lineage: Eukaryota; Viridiplantae; Streptophyta; Magnoliopsida; Fabales; Fabaceae. The record is from RefSeq and is a predicted model, not a curated record. The transcript is spliced from 3 exons. Gene Ontology annotation, molecular function: protein serine/threonine kinase activity; calcium ion binding; polysaccharide binding. Gene Ontology annotation, cellular component: plasma membrane. Gene Ontology annotation, biological process: protein phosphorylation; cell surface receptor signaling pathway.